Ictalurus furcatus (blue catfish) is the source of this 1670-nucleotide messenger RNA. It is a transcript of the gene ilf2, whose product is annotated as interleukin enhancer binding factor 2. The transcript is spliced from 14 exons. NCBI's taxonomy places the organism in Eukaryota, Metazoa, Chordata, Actinopteri, Siluriformes, Ictaluridae. Bases 151 to 1314 code for a protein of 387 amino acids. The record is from RefSeq and is a predicted model, not a curated record.
AUUUCCGGUACAGUUGCUGACUGAUUCCCCUUGUUCCUGCUGCUCAUAGAGUCGCAGCACAUCUCCGUUUAAGCUAACAGCUACACACCGUUUCCCGGUGACUCUUUACGCGUUGAUCUUCUUCAUUAAUCCGCCAAAACGUCUUACGCAAUGAGAGGAGAUCGGGGAAGGGGCCGUGGGGGCCGUUUUGGCUCCCGUGGGGGUCUGGUACAAGGGUACCGCCCUUUUGUCCCACACAUACCAUUUGACUUUUACGUUUGUGAGAUGGCCUUCCCACGGGUGAAGCCGGCUCCUGACGAGACUUCAUUUAGUGAAGCUCUGCUGAAGCGAAACCAAGACCUGAGUCCUACCUCUAGUGAGCAGUCUUCCAUAUUGUCCUUGGUGACUAAGAUCAACAACAUUAUUGACAACUUAAUUGUAGCACCUGGGAACUUUGAAGUUCAAAUUGAGGAGGUGCGGCAAGUGGGCUCGUACAAAAAGGGCACCAUGACGACAGGACACAAUGUAGCUGACCUUGUUGUUAUCCUUAAGAUUCUUCCCACUUUGGAGGCAGUCGCUGCAUUAGGAAACAAAGUAGUGGACACUCUGCGUACCCAAGACCCAGCUGAGGUGCUGUCUAUGCUGACCAAUGAGACUGGCUUUGAGAUCAGCUCAGCUGAUGCUACAGUGAAGAUCCUCAUCACAACAGUCCCUCCCAACCUGCGCAAGCUCGACCCUGAACUCCACUUGGACAUCAAAGUGCUGCAGAGUGCCCUAGCUGCCAUUCGCCAUGCUCGCUGGUUUGAGGAGAACGCCUCACACUCAACGGUGAAGGUUCUGAUCCGCUUGUUGAAGGAUCUGCGGGUGCGGUUUCCUGGCUUUGAGCCUCUUACUCCCUGGAUUUUGGACCUCCUGGGGCACUCGGCUGUUAUGAAUAACCCCUCCAGACAGCCACUUUCGCUCAACCUUGCAUACAGACGCUGUCUCCAGAUGCUAGCGGCAGGGCUUUUUCUGCCGGGGUCUGUAGGCAUCACUGACCCAUGUGAGAGUGGAAACUUCCGCAUACACACUGUAAUGACCCUGGAGCAGCAGGAUAUGGUGUGUUUUACUGCUCAGACACUGGUGAGGGUUCUUUCCCAUGGUGGCUACAGGAAGAUAUUAGGACUUGAAGGAGAUGCCAGUUACCUGGCUUCGGAGAUGUCCACAUGGGACGGUGUGAUUGUCACGCCAUCUGAGAAAGCCUAUGAGAAACCUCCAGAGCGUAAAGAAGAUGAUGACGAGGCUUUGGAAGAAGGAGGAGAAGGAGAGGAUGAAAGCAUGGAGACACAGGAGUGAAACUCAAAGGGGUCACAGACUAAGCCAGAUCUUGUCAUAUAGGCUGUUUAUUGUUUUUAAGUAUUGAGGCGGAAAAAGUUUAGUGGAGGAAAUAAUUGAUUUUCCAUAGUGGAUUUGAACUGAUCUAAAGUGGAUCAUGGCAAAAUGUGUUUUAUUGUUUAUUACAGUUUCUGUUUUUCUCCUCCAGUGUUUGUCCUCAUCCCCCUUCACUGCAGGAAACCGUAUUUGUGCUGUUUGUCGAUUCAGCCACCAUCUUGUGUUUAAACUGAGGAGGGGAGUCAAGUUCUCCACCUUCAUGUUCUGUUCUAUUUUUACUUUGUAUCCAUCACUGAUAAAUUAAAGUUGUUUUUUUUUUU